AUGGGCUUGGAAUGGCCUGCUGCCGCUCAAAAGCUAACCCUGGAGGUCAUCAUCCAGCUGAUUGAGUUCGGCAAAAUAGAUGCUGUUGCGAGGUUGUCAACCACAGGCCGUGCUGGAAAGGCAGCCGUUAAGUGUGUGCUCUCGUCCGAAAGAGUCGCUGCAAUCACGACUUGGCGAGACGUCAUUUGGUCCGCACAGCUCCCAGUCCUGCAGCGGGCCGUUGAGGCCGCUGUUGCACCUCCCCUCCCUCCGGCAGCGCGGGUCGCUAUUCUGGAUGCCUUUGGUGAGGUAGCUUAUCGUCGCAACUUAUGCCCUUGGCGAGUGCGUGCCAUUUGCUUCACACGAGCAGGUAGGGCCGUGGGUGAGGAGCCUCGGCGGGCCAUGGUACGCUUUGACUUCCGAUGCCCUCGCAGGCAUGGAUUGCUGCAGCCAGUUCGAGGGGUUCCGGCAGCUUACAGAUUGCGGAGCAGCACCGACGAUCUCAUGUUGCUGUGCAGCCACUGUGGCCGAGAUCAGAUUGAGGAGGACGAGAUGAUUUUACAUUGUCCGCGGUUCGGUUGCUGCUAUGACCUUUGCCUGAGCUGCGCAGAAGCACUGGUGACUCACCGCCGCAGCGACAAAGAUGAGCAGCGCAGUCGAAGCACAGCCAUGCAGUCAAGCGACAGAGAAAAGCGCAUGCUUUCUGACCGAAGCCUGACAUGCGGAGCCAGUCUGAGUGGCAGCACAAGGAUCUGCAUCAUUGAUUCGGAGGCUUGUUUUAAAUGUUUGGUAGCGUAUAGGCAGGUGCCGGGAAACCACGCCAAGGUUUGCAAUUGGAUCGUAAUUGAUCGUUGUCAAAAAAGUGUUGCUUGCGGAAGCACUCCCUUCACGUGCUCCGUUUUGAAGUCGGCGGACAUUGUAAGCUUCUGCGACGUCGGCUGA
This is a messenger RNA of Symbiodinium sp. CCMP2592, 921 nucleotides long. Lineage: Eukaryota; Dinophyceae; Suessiales; Symbiodiniaceae. The record is from the annotation of a GenBank genome assembly.